Molecule: messenger RNA, 1584 nt
Organism: Crotalus tigris (Tiger rattlesnake)
Lineage: Eukaryota; Metazoa; Chordata; Lepidosauria; Squamata; Viperidae
Gene: FSHB
Product: follicle stimulating hormone subunit beta
Exons: 4
Coding region: 179-577 (132 amino acids)
Biological process (GO): G protein-coupled receptor signaling pathway
Cellular component (GO): extracellular region; cytoplasm
Molecular function (GO): hormone activity
Source: RefSeq, a predicted model, not a curated record
CUUUGACAUAACUCCAAUGGCUUUCCUGCUUAGCACAAUCGAUUGGGACAGCAUAUAUCACAAGGGCCACGUUGGGGAAAGGUGUCAGUUACUUCUGAUUUUGUAUAAAAAGGACGUUGGAGUCUUUCUGCAUUCAACAACUAAUUCCAGCAGCUAAUUCCAGCAAGUCUAGGACAGGAUGAAGGCAACCACUUUCUAUGUUAUCUUAUUUUCCUGCUGGAAAAUGAUUUAUUGUAAUUCCUGUGAACUAUCUAAUAUUACAAUAGCUGUGGAGAAGGAAGAAUGUGGCUUUUGCAUCCUGGUGAAUGCAACUUGGUGCUCUGGGUACUGCUUAACGAGGGAUCGAGCUAAUAUAAUCCUUCCACAAAAACAUGUCCAGAAUGUCUGCACAUUCACGUCAAUUGUAUAUGAGACUGUAAAGAUCCCAGGAUGUGCUGGUCAUGCGGAAUCCUUUUAUUCCUACCCAGUUGCUACAGGAUGUCACUGCAACACCUGCGACACAGACAUUACUGACUGCACCCGGAGAGGCUUGGAGCCAAAUUAUUGCUCCUAUGGCCAGCAUCAGAUCAUGGAGUGAGGUUUCAUAAUGUUCUUUGUAAUGCUUGCUUUGUAAAAACAUUGUCAACAACAAAACUGUGUAAAGAAUAUAUCAGAAGCCAGCAUAAAGGCAUAAAGCCAGCCCAUCCGCUUUAUAUCCAAGUUGCAUUCCUCUUCAAUAUCCUGGCCGGGGAACUUCAGUGUUAUAUCUGACACUGCAAUGUUUAAUGACCUUUAAAGCUCACAUCCUCCAAAUUUAUGCAGAACCAUCUUUCCUCCAGCUCUGAUUUUUUUUCUCCCACUUCCAUUAUCAGCUGAGUAUUCCCUUUAUUUCUCUGCUGAAUGUCAGUAUUGCCAUGCUUACUGUACAUUUCAUAUUAGUCUCCUGCUUAUUAUUACUGUCUACAUGAAGAACCUAGUCUUCAGUUUCGUGAUGAGAUAGCACGCAGCUUUGAUUUCAUUAGGAUUCAGCUAUAUGUAAUGUGUAGCAGGGCUUGGAAGGUUGUUUAGAUAGUGGAUAGAUUAGAUUUACUGAUUUCUAAAUUGCAGUAGAUCAGCAAUUAUUUAGCAAUAGCGGCAACAAAGACUGCCACAUUAUAGCUUUCCUCCCUGAGAUUUUUACUGUUGAAUAAAGAAAGCAUAGCAUAAUCACAGUAGAUUUUGGGGUGGAACAAUAGUUCUGGUGCUCUGAACAAAUCCCUGAAUUUGCAAUUCUUUUGUACUAAGCUUCUGUGAAUUUUGGGCGUCUAGUUAAAAAGAAAAACACUAGUCAAAUGUUGUUUACUGUUCCUAUAGCUUAAAUAUUGUAUUGUGAGUUUCCAUGUAUUGAAGAGUGUAUUUUUAGUAUGGUGCAUUUCCUAACACCCCACCCCCCGCAUCCCUCCAAAGACCUGGAAUAAUAAUGAAGUAGAUUUUCAGAGCAAGUGCAACUAUCUGGUUAGGUAGUUGCAUUAAGUUGUAAGAGGACUCGGUAUGAAAUAUUCAAUUAAAAAUGUCCAUUGAUUUGUUUCAGACACUUGGUCCAUCCAAAAUGGACCAAGCCUCAUU